Trichomycterus rosablanca is the source of this 12224-nucleotide messenger RNA. It is a transcript of the gene myo15ab, whose product is annotated as myosin XVAb. Gene Ontology annotation, molecular function: ATP binding; cytoskeletal motor activity; protein binding. The record is from RefSeq and is a predicted model, not a curated record. The transcript is spliced from 65 exons. Gene Ontology annotation, cellular component: myosin complex; cytoskeleton. Lineage: Eukaryota; Metazoa; Chordata; Actinopteri; Siluriformes; Trichomycteridae.
AUGCCAGGCAAAAAGAGUGACUCAAAAUCAGCAGCCAAAAAGGGACAGGAGCCAGAAAAGGGCAAAGGGAAAGGUAAAGAUGACAAGAAGGGGGUUAAAGAAGACAAGAAGGGAGGAAAGGACGAUAAGAAAAAAGGGAAAGACGAGCCUCCGAAAGGAAAAGGAAAGGACGAUGGAAAGAAAGGAAAGGAUAAAGGGAAGGGGAAGAAAGUGGUCAGCGAGCCGGAGGAGGAUUCCGAUGCGGCGCUGAUUGAGGACAAUGAAGAUUUGAGUGACAAUGAGGAAAUGGACGAAGAAUCGGAGGAGGACGCUCACAAACGCAACCACGGGAAGACUAAAGCAAAAGGCAAAGCCGCAAAAGGAAAGUCCAAAUCAAAACACGCCGCAUCAGACGAGGAGGAAGAAGACGAAGAAGAGGACGAGGAGGAACAUGAAGCAGAUACGAAGAGUAAAAAGAAAUCAAAAGAGCCGGCAGGGACGCACAAAAAAGCCAAAAAGAAAGAUGCACCCGAACCGUCAGCGGAGGAGACGAAGGACACGUCCAAAAACUUCCUGGGCUUGUCUGGAAUUGGGAGGCUGAGAAGCUCAAAGAAGCGACUUAAAAGCACAUCCAGGUUGUUUCUCGGACUCGGCAAACAGAAGAACUUUCUCGUCAGGAAGAAGAGGAGGAAAUCGUUUUUUAAGAGCGCGCCAAGGCUGCUGAUGGGCUUCAGGGCCAGUAAGAAAAAGAAGAAAGAGAACGAGAAUAAUAAUCAAUCAGGUAAAAAACCCUCCUACAUGAUACUCAGACUGGGUGGGAACAAGCCGGUGGAAAAGAAGACGGGGCUGUUCAAGGGACUUUUCAGGAAAAAGAACGCAGACGGGGGGCCUGAUUUUAAAAACCAGAGUCGCAUUUUGGGUAAAGUGGCCGGGGCGACGAACUGGCUGACUAAGAAGUUCCUGUCGACAAAAGUAAAACAGAGAUCGCAGGGGAGGAACGGUGGCCAGUGGGGACAGCCAAAAACCAGAGGAUUCUCAACUGGCACGCAGGGACUUCGUGGGCAUCACAACUACGGGUAUGAAGAGGAUUACGAUGAGUAUGAUGACUAUAACCCAGGCGUAGCAUCAAACAGGCAGUCGAUGCGAAGGCACCCAAAUAGGUACGGAAAUCAUUACGCUCCGGAUGAGUAUUACGAACCAGACGAUGAAUACCCCGAGGGAGAGUACUAUGAUGACGGGAUCGGCUACUACGACGAAAGCGAGAUGAGCUACUACCCAACGGAGAUGGGCUACUACGCUCAGGAGCAGUUCAUCGACCCGUAUUACAACGAUGGCCUGGAGUACUAUGAUGAGAGCCAGUACCUAACAGCGGACGCUUACGAUCCGUACGGGAAUGAAAUGGAGUUCUAUGACCAGGGUCAGUUCGAUUACUACGAUGACCCACAGGAUUUGUACGAUGAUCCAUAUUUUGCAAAUCCAUACCUACCUGAGGACUACCAGUUUUAUUACAGCGAAUUAGGGAUCGAUCCGUACCUCGAGUCUUCCUAUAACGUGUACCAACCACACGGUUACACCAUGGCUGAUAUCAUGGAGGCCGACGAGGUAGGUGCUGCUCCUACGGACCCGACUGUACACCCAGGAGACAUGUUCAGACUCCCAAGACCUCAGGUGAAGCUUUUUGGUAAAGAACGGAUACCGGUCGAGCGUCCUCCUUCUCCUCAGCAGUACGAUUACGAGCAGAUGAGGUUUCAAGGUUCUCCUCAUAGGCAAACGAGUCCUUCAGUCUCCCGUCAGACUAGCAUUCGAGCUGCUGGCACCUUGAACCGCAUCAAUGCCAGCAGUCCCUUCGCCUCGCCUACACCGUCAAUGAGAAGUUUUGCAGUCGGCUCUGAAUCUCCACCCGGACACAGACCGUCCUCUCCCAGCCCUUCCCACAGGUCCAACCAUUUUAGAAAGGAGCAACCCUUAUUCGGUCCACCGAGUGGCCAAGCACAUAGGAUGAGACGUCCCAACAUUCCCAUGGGAGCCGUGAAACCGUCUCUGAUUCAAAUGAGUAACCCGGGCGCUCCGACCAAACACGUGCCUCCGUUCAGAGCCUCCAUUAGGAGCAACAAGUCAGUCAUGCCUCAGGACUUCCCAGCAUCCUCACACAUCUCCGGCCAACAUCCUGGAAUGGUCAUUACGGAACAAAGACACUUCGUUCCCCCCGGAAGUGCUGGUUCUACGAGGAAUCAACGAAGACCAGUCGGCCGUGGGCGCCCACUGGUGACCAGACAGUCUGUAAGACUGGGACCUCCUUCACCACAGCCUUCUAUAAAACGCACUGGCACCGGCCCUCCGUCACCCCAGCCUUCCAUUAGGCAUCUCUCUAGGCCAACUUCUCCUCACCCAUCCAUCAGGCAUGGAUCACCGUUACCAGUGCGAGCUCCUUCUCCACGGACACCCAUGCCCCAUGCUUAUCAUAACGCUCAGUGGCCUGAAGCACCAUCUGCAUCACCAUUCCCACCUAUGCCAACCUAUGCCUCCGACAUCACAGGUAUAGAGCAAGCAACCUCACCACAGUUAUCAAACGCCUUACAAAACCCAAAACUGCGUAACACCGCUUAUACCUCUGUCCUGCACCCAGCACCACGUCCAGCCGUAGAGCAGUACCCAGAGGCGGCUCUGCAAAACCCACAGAUGCAUCGAUCUAGGCCAACUUCUCCUCACCCAUCCAUCAGGCAUGGCUCACCGUUACCAGUGCGAGCUCCUUCCCCACGGACACCGAUGCUCUCCGGUGCUUAUCAGAAUGCUCAUUGGCCUGAAGCACUUUCUGCAUCACCAUUCCAAGCUCGGGUUCCAGUUCUUAGCCAGAGUAUUCGCAGUGCCACUUCACCCAUGCCAACCUAUGUCUCAGACAUCACAGGUGUAGAGCAAGCAACCUCACCACGGUUAUCAAACGCCCUACAAAACCCAAAACUGCGUAACACCACGUAUACAUCUGUCCUGCACCCAGCACCACGUCCAGUAUUAGAUCAGUACCCAGAGGCGGCUCUGCAAAACCCACAGAUGCAUCGAUCUUCACCGCUACAGCCAUCCAUGUCACCGUACGUACCUGAAAUAAACAGUCAUCCUGCAUCUCCAACACUGUCGAGAGCGCUUCAAAACCCGUACCUGCCUAAAACACCCCUACACACACCUUUAUCUCCUUAUUCACAGGUCGUCUCAGAGUAUGACCACGUAGAGGAGCCAGGGCCUGGGCCACUCCUUACAGAUGCUAUUCAGAACCCCAACGUACGGAAUGCUUCAUAUGAAACGCAUUUACAGCGCAGGGGUUCGAGAUACGCGCCUGCUCCAGGGGGAUCUCCAGUUCUAAGAAAUGCUCUACAGAAUCAGCAAAUCCGCGACGCAUCGUACCAAACACAACUGGCUCAGCAGAGGAGAGGGUAUCGCUACGCCCCCAUGAUGGGUCACGCUCAGGAUCCCAGGAAGUCUCCUGUCCUGUCAACUCACAAUCUAAUAAACACGGGUCCUCAUCCACAACAGUCCCUAUCUCCGAACCUCUCAAACGCCCUGCAGAACACGAACAUGAGAUACGCUGCUUACAGACUUCCCAACGGAACCAUAGUCACUACAGACCCCCAACAUCAGCAGCCCGCCUCUCCAAACCUAUCCAGGAGCUUGCAGAAUCCACUCAUUAGAAAUGCGUCCUACAGGCCGAGACUUAUUCCUGCUUAUAAACAUCCGCAAAGGCCUCCUAACGUGUCCCACGCACUCAUAAACACAAACAUUCGGAACGCAUCGUACAGGCUACCAGACGGGACGGUUGUUUUCCCUGAGCAGUACGCCAAGCCGACGUCUCCAGCUGUGUUCAGCGCUCUUCAAAACACAACCAUUCGAAACGCAUCCUAUAGGUUAGGCGACGGCACCAUCGUUUUGCCAGACUACGGGCGAUCAAAACCGACCUCCCCGAAUUUAGCGAAUGCGCUUCAGAACCCAACGAUGCGAACCGCGAGCUAUCAGGUACCGACUUGGGCGCAGCAAACCAGUAAACCCACGUCCCCGAAUCUGGCGAGGGCGCUCCAAAAUCCAAACAUUCGUAAUGCUACGUAUAGUCUACCGGACGAGAAUGUAAUCAGCGCCAAUCCAGUACGCCCACCGAAUCUGUCCCGCGCCCUUCAGAACGCCGACCUUAGAACUGCUUCCUACCGGCUUCCAGAUGGCUCAGUAAUUUCCCCUCUCGGUAAACCAACGAAUCCGAAACUUGCAGACGCCUUGAAAAAUCAGAGCCUCCUCAAAGCUACAUAUCGACUACCGGACGGGUCUGUGUUUUUAGCAGAUCCGCAGAGCCAGCAAACCAACCCGAACCUUUCCCAAGCCCUUCUAAACCAAAACCUGCGCUCAGCCUCGUACCGCCUGCCUGAUAAAUCCGUCCUCAUGCAAGGAUUCGCCGAGACGUCCUCACCUCAACUGACCGACGCACUGAAGAAUACAGGCAUGAAGAAAGCGUCCUACCAGCUGCCCUCAGCGCUGUCCUCUCUCACAGCAUCUGGACUGACCAUCGGACCCGACGGUAAAUACGCCGUGGUGUCCCCACAGAUUAAGGGCCCCGAUGACCACUGGGCUCGAAACGCUCGGGAGGCGCAGAGUGAGGAAGACGUGUGGGCAGCAGAGAGGGUCCUACCCCACGGGACUGUCCAGAACCUGACGAAAUGGUCAACAUACCACGAUGAAAACUCGGCACAGCACUUUCCUCCACCCCCCGCGAAUCCCGAGUCCAGGGGGAGAGAGGUGCAGUGGGUACUGGAUCGGGAAGGUGAGCCCACAGGACAGUGGUACGACAAGAUGUUUUCUAUAAGAAGUCUCCCCACUAUGAGACAUCGAGAGAAAACAGAGAGUGAUGGAAUUGAGGACAUGACCCAGCUGGAAGAGCUCACGGAGGCGUCGGUCCUGAUAAACAUGAAGACUCGCUUCGAACGAGAACUGAUCUAUACGUAUAUUGGCAGCAUUCUGUUAUCCAUCAACCCAUACAAGCUGUUGAACAUCUAUGGAACGGACGUGGUCCUGCAGUACGAGGGUCACGGCUUAGCCGAGAACCCACCGCACCUUUUUGCGAUUGCAAACCUGGCCUACACGGCGAUGAUGGACGCCAUGCAGAACCAGUGCAUCAUUAUCAGUGGGGAGAGCGGAUCUGGCAAGACCGAGGCCACCAAACUGGUCCUGAGAUACCUGACUGCCAUUCACCAUGAGCGCAACGUAACACAACAGAUCGAGAUCCUGGAAGCCGCUCCUCUGCUGGAGUCCUUUGGAAACGCCAAGACGGUGAGGAACGACAACUCCAGUCGCUUCGGCAAGUUUGUGGAGAUCUACCUGGAGGAAGGAGUGAUCAGCGGUGCCAUAACCACACAGUAUCUACUGGAGAAGUCCAGAAUUGUCUUUCAGGCUAAGAGUGAGAGGAACUACCACAUCUUUUAUGAGAUGUUGGCCGGACUCCCUGUUCACCAGAGACAAGCUUUCUACCUGCAGGAGGCCGAGACCUACUACUACCUGAACCAGGGUGGCGACUGUGCGAUCGCGGGGAAGGAUGACGGCCAGGACUUCAGGCGCUUACAGAGCGCCAUGGACCUUCUGCACUUCAGCCCGGUCGACCAGAGCUGCAUCUUCAGAGUGCUGUCGUCCAUCCUGCACCUCGGGAACGUCUACUUCCACAGACUGGAGGUUCAGGAGACGGCGGGGAUUGUGAGUGCUCAGGAGAUACGAGUGGUGGCCGAACUGCUUCAGAUCUCACCUGAAGGUCUGCAGAAAGCCAUCACCUACAAAGUGACGGAGGCGAUGAAGGAAAAAAUAUACACUCCACUGACUGUAGAGAGCGCUGUGGAUGCCAGAGACGCCGUUGCCAAGAUGCUUUAUUCGCUCCUCUUUAACUGGCUAACAGAACGGAUAAACAGCCGCGUUUACCCAAGGAAAGAGACGCCGUCCAUAUCCAUAUUAGAUAUAUAUGGGUUCGAGAGAUUGUCUUACACUGACAGACGGGCAAAUGUGUUGCCCUCACAGGAGGAGUAUAUACGAGAGCAGAUCUACUGGAGGGAACUGUCUUUUACUGACAACAAGGCGUGCAUAGACCUGAUCGCUGCAAAGCCCCAUGGGAUACUCCGGAUCCUCGAUGACCAGAGCUGCUUCCCCCAGGCCACUGACCACACCUUCCUUCAGAAGUGCCACUAUCACCACGGUGAGAAUCCACUUUACUCCAGGCCAAAAAUGCCACAGCCAGAGUUCACCGUCAAGCACUUUGCAGGCCGAGUGACUUACCAGGUCCAUAAGUUCCUGGACAAGAAUUACGACCAGGUUCGGCAGGAAGUCCUCGAUCUAUUUAUUAAAAGCCACAAUCAGAUAGUUUCCAGUAUGUUUUUGAAGUACACAGAGACGAUAAACCAGCAGAGAAAUGGAUCGAAGAGAGACAGCACGACCACUCGCCGAUAUCAACCCUCAACUGUAGCUGCCAAGUUCCAGCAAUCACUACAGGAACUGCUGGAUAAAAUGGAGAGGUGUAACUCAUAUUUUAUCAGAUGCAUAAAGCCAAAUAAUAAUAAGGAACCAGACGUAUUCGAACCAGAGUUGGUCGCAACCCAGCUUAGAUGUUCUGGAAUUAUGGACACCAUCCACAUCAGAAAAAUGGGCUAUCCAGUCCGGAUGGCUUUCCAUCGUUUCCUGAACAGGUAUAAAGCGCUGCUCUGUCUCAGGGCGGCUCCACCUGCAGAUGGAGAUUCCUGCGUCAGCAUGCUAAUGAAGCUCGGCCCCAUUAGAAGAGGAGAUUAUCAAGUGGGAGUGUCCAAGAUUUUCCUUAAAGAAGACGUGUACCAGUUGUUGGAGAGUAAGCGUGAUCGUGUACGCCACUUGGCGGCGCUCACGCUGCAGAGAUACGUCAGGAUGCAGUUCGCGCGUAAAAACUUCGUCAAGUUCCGCGAGGUGAUGACCAAACUGCAGGCCCGAUGCCGAGGCUUCCUCAUGAGGAAGCAUUUCUUCCAGAAGCGAGUGUAUUUGAUCAGGUUUCGCUCUAUGGUUCGUCUCAAACACUACACCAUGGAAAGAGGGAGGCGGCAGAUAAUUAAAAUGUCCCAGUUAGUGAUUCCUGCAGAACUGAAGGAGCUGCUGAAAACCACAACAGAGGGUAAGGAGGUGCACUCGAAAUGUCUGGCUCUAGUCGAAGCCCCGACAGUCCACGUUGUCUCUCAGCUCACGCUCCCUUUGGAUAUUAAUGACCAUCUAAUGACCAAAUACAUCCGCACGAACUUCAGGGAGCUGCAGUUUGGAAUGAUCUGUGCACCUCUACAAGCGUCCCUGACUCGUCUGGAGGAGAAUCUAAACCAGGACGCGCUUGAACUCUUUUUACUGGUUUUGCGUUUCAUGGGUGACCCGAACUUAAACGGAGCUCAGGAGAACUUGGUUGGGAAUUACAUCGUUCAGCGGGGUCUCGACUCUCCACCAAUCAGAGAUGAGAUUCUGGCUCAGGUGGCCAAUCAGGUGUGGCGAAACAAUAGCCAACACAGCGCUGAGAGAGGCUGGUUACUCAUGGCUGCUUGUCUGAGCUGCUUUGCUCCCAGUGGGAAAAUGGCCAAAUAUCUGCUGAAGUUCGUAUCUGACUACGCACCGAACGGCUUUAGGGCGCUGUGCCAGCACAAGCUGCUCCAUGCCAUGCAGAAAUGUCAGCUGGGCACCGAGGCGGCACGUUCUUACCCGCUUUCUCUCCUGGAGUGGACCGCCAACCGCAGGAAAGCCCACAUGGUCCUCCAAGUGCACUGCCUCGACGGACUGUCCUUCCUGUGUCCGGUUCACUCCUGGACCACCGGGGAAGAUCUAGCACGUAACGUUCUUCAGCACAGGGGCGUGCCUUCAGAGAGCAGCUGUGGGUGGUCAGUGCUGAUGAAGGACGCUGGACGGUCGGUGGAGCUUGACGGCCACGACUACGUGAUGGAUCUGAUGAGUCAAAUAGAACUGCCGGCGCGCUUCCCUAAACGGAAAAGCUACAUCAUAUCGACACAGGAUCCGUCCAGAGUGCGACCCGGUGCCGUGAGAGGUGUAAACGGCGGUGGAUUUGACGGGGAAGAUGCGGCACCACUGCCGGGUACAAAUCGAGUCAGUGCGACCGGAACCAACAGCCUGCCAGUCUCUGAUGACCGCUACAGUCUGGGUUCCGAUUCAUCCCAUGCUGAAGCUCAGAGAGGAAUGGAUGGGUACGUGGACAGCCUGUUCGAUCCCGUACUGUCGGACAGAACUGGGGAUCUGGACCCCUCGGUUCUGUCUAGAAAAAUGAAAGGAGGAGGAGGUGUCGGAUCUGGCCAGGGUGAUGGAGUUCCACCAAGGGCUUCGGUUCCUCACGCAGCUCUGCCACCGCGAGCUGUGAAAGUGCUGCCCACCAUGCCGGUGGUUCCCAGUGUGUCCACUGGUCCCAGUCCAGAUCACCAAACUCUCAUGGACCAGCAGCAACAAGCCUUCAUCAACCAGCAAGCUGCCAUCAUGGCCCAGCAGAUGACCAUGCAGGCCAUGGCCAUGAUGUCCAGCCCCAUUUCCAGCCCUCCUACAAGCCCUCCUCCUUCGUUCCCUCUUCAGCCCUCCAGCCCGUACCCUGCUGUGCCACCAAGCCUUUAUGCCAACCUUCCACCCAGCCCCUACGCCCAGUUCACCCCAUCGUCCUACACCAUCGGCUCAAGGAUGACCUCGAGGCCUGGACCGUCCGGCUCCACCCACCAGCAUAAGCAGAGUACAGAAUCAGAAGCCACUCCUCCAGCCAAACUCAUACUUGCCAAAAAUGAUCCUGUAACCGUCUCAGGUCAGAAGCGAUCGGCUCGGGCUCCGGCUACGGAAGUGGUCAAAUAUUCCGUGUCUAAUUCGGAGCACAUCGUUCCCAGCCACAACAUUAAGGACAUCAUCAGACAGUAUCAGACACCGGCCGAGCCAGCUGUACCAGAAAGCAGGAGGAGAGACGGGAAUCAUUUCGCGAGAAAAAAGAAUCCGCACGAUGAAGCCAUGGAUAUUUUGAAAACCCACAUGGACAUCCCUCCUCCUCCACAGAGAAGACCUCCGGAUCCUGUCCUGGGGUCCAGACAGCAAGUUCCCAUAUUCCCAAGGAGCACUACAGAGGGAGCACCAGCGUUCCCGUUAAGAACACCAGGAGCAGUGUCCAGAGAUCUGCCUGUAGAAUCAGAAACCAUUCAGACGUCGCUCCAGCUCAGCAGCACAGACGAACACUACACCUACACCAACGUUCCAUGGAAGAUCUACAUCAGGAAGGAGGUGUUUUACCCCAGGGACAGCUGGAACCACCCGCUCGUACUGGAUAUCAUAUUCAAGCAGAUUGUUAAUGACACGUUUUCAGACGCCUGUGUGAGAAUCACUCAGGAGGAAAGACUGCAAAUGAAGUCCUUAUUCAGUAAGUGAACUACAAAUCCCACAGACGAGAGCGUGAAGAGGGUCGUAGUCAUGGCCGCCCGAGACUCAUGGGAGAUUUAUUUCUCCCGCCUUUUUCCAGCAUCGGGCAGUGUGGGAACCGGAGUCCAGACGUUGGCCGUUUCUCACUCCGGGAUCAAACUGUUAAAAACGGUGCAGAGCGGCACCAAAGCUCCGGAUUACUUCCAAGUGCUGAGAUCCUACAGGUACUCGGACAUCCUCUUCGUGACCGUCCCGUCUCCAAACAUGCUGGAGUUCAACCUGACGAGCGAGACGCUGAUCCUGUUCUCGGCCAAAACGCCUCAGAUCAAGUACAUGGUGGAUGAGUUCAUCUCACAGCUCAAGAAGGACUCUCAGUAUGCCGUAGCCGAGAGGAACUACAUCACGAACGAGCAAACCCUGCUCAGCUUCCACAAAGGAGAUCUAAUCUGCCUGCAGCCGAGGGACAGACUACAGGAAGGUCAGUUAUACGGGUGUGUGGUGAAGAAGAAGGUCGUCUACCUGGAGGAGGUGAAGAGAGACGCCUCAGACUUCGGCUGGAGGUUCGGAGCAGUGAUGGGACGCAGCGGUGCAUUUCCUGCAGGCUACGUCGUUCCUGUGGCAGCUCCAGACUUCCUGAACGUUCCAUCAGACGGAGAAGGAGCACCAAGAGACGGACAGGGUGAAGAAACGGUAUCAGGAAGCACGCCGUCCAUCCAUGCACCACACAGAUUUGGCUAAACACUAAAAAUACAUACAGUCUUUUAUACAGGGCAUGCAUAUAGUUUUGACCAGUGGACCAGUCCUGAAGCAAGCGGCAGCAUCUUUCUGGACACUCAAUACAACAUGGUAGAAUUUGCCAGGAAAUAUUUCAGACAGUCCAGAGUGAGCAAAAGUGAUUCUCCCAGCAAAGGUUCCCGGGAUCCUGCAGAAAUGAUUAAAUUCAGCCAGGCCCAGAUGGAGGAGUCGCUGAUUGAGUUGACAGACCCGAGCAUGAACCGGGUGGCUUCUGAAAUGUUCCUGGCCGUCAUGAAGUUUAUGGGUGACCAUCCACUCCGAGGCCAGUCUGAACACUUUGUGCUCUGCACCUUCUUAAAGCUGGUUGGGCAGCAAGAGCUCAUGAGGGAUGAGGCGUACUGUCAAGUUCUCAAGCAGAUCACUGCCAACACCAGCUCUAAACAUGAUAGCUGUCAGAAAGGUUGGCGUCUGCUCUACAUUCUCUCGGCGUUCGUCCGCUGCUCCGAGGUGCUCAGGCCCUUCCUGCUCAAAUUCUUCAGGGAUGCCUGCACGGGUGCGGGGGCGCAGUUUCAAGGCAUCGCCAAAGUUUGUGAGCAGAACCUGAAGAAGACCUGCCAGUUCGGCGGGAGGACGGUCUGUCCCAGCAGCAUGGAGCUCCAAGCCAUAAUGGCUGGUCGAAGCUCAAAGCGACAGCUGUUUCUGCUCCCAGGAGGACUAGAGCGCCAUCUAAAGAUCAAAACCUGCACUGUUGUUCUGGAUGUUAUAGAGGAGCUGUGUUUUGAGAUGACACUGCAAAGACUGGAGGCGCUGGACGAGUACACAAUCUUCAUCGUUUUAAACAGAGGUCGGAGCGUGAGGCCGCUGAACAAGCGAGAGUACGUGUUAGACGUGGCCGGCGAGGCCGAGAUGACCGACAGCAGCUACGGCUUCUGGUUCAGACGGGUGAUCUGGGCUCAGCCGCUCAAGUUCGACAACGAGCUCAGCGUCACGGUUCACUACAACCAGGUUCUCCCUGAUUACCUGAAGGGUUUGCUGAACGUUUUGCCUCCAGGCAAAGUCAGCGAGCAGCAGUUUAACCAGAUCGCUAAACUGGCAGCUCUUCAGCACAGAGCGAAAAACGGCGUCUCUGUGCCCACGAUGCACGAGCUGGUGGAGUACAUCCCCGCUCAGCUGUUCAGCAGACAGGGACCCCAGCAGUGGAAGCACCUGCUCGUCCAGCACACUCAUGCCGUCCAGAGUCUCAGUCCUCACCAGGCCAGAUCACAGUUCCUGGGGUUGGUGAGCGCAUUUCCCAUGUUUGGAUCAUCGUUCUUCUACAUUCUGAGCAGCAACAAUAGCGCCGUCUCCACCCCCUGCAUCCUGGCGGUCAAUCUAAAGGGCCUUCACUUUCUGCACAGAGACACUCACGAGGUCUUUCUGAGGUUUUCACUGAUGCUGGUUCAGUCCACGCACACACAGCGACCCAGAGCAGGAGCGAGUUACCCAUACGUGGACGUCUUACUGGGAAACAUGACCAACCAAAGAACCACACAGUUACAGCUGGAACAGGGUUUGGAGCUUUGUCGUGUCGUUGCCAUGCACGUCGAGAAUCUGCUGUCGCUGCAAGAGAAGAGACUCAAUCUGCCGCCGAGUGAAAUCACCCUCCUCUAAACACGAGAGAGGAACCAUCAUCUCACCUACAGUACGAUCCCAGUCUAUAACAGCCUCCACUCCUGCGUUUCUGGGGAUUUGUGCCUAUAGCAUUCAUUUAAUUUUAUACAACACAGUGCUGUUAUAGCAACUCUGCUUCUAUAACAGCCUCCACUCCUGCGUUUUUUGGAAUUUGUAUAUAACAUUCAUUUAAUUUUAUACAACACCUUGCUGUUAAAGCAACUCUGCUUCUAUAACAGCCUCCACUCCUGCGUUUCUGGGGAUUUGUGCAUAUAGCAAUAAUUGUAUACACCUGAACUGAAUAAAACAAAGAGGUGUCCACAUACUUUUGGCCAUGUGGUCAGGCAGGAUUUCUGUUUUGUUUUAUAUGUAUAUAAUUUUAUAUUUUUUUUAUAUUAAUAAAAUAUGAUUAUCUGAACUUUGUCACUGGAAUCAAAAUAAAGAAAUGUAAAUUA